AUGGCCGACGUCCGAUCUCUCCUACGCCAGCAGCGCGCCGCUCGCCGUAUUGAACACCCUCACGCCGCCUACUCCGAGGCCGGCAAGCUUCUCUGCACCCUAUGCCACGACCACAUCAAAACCGAGUCCCUCUGGGACGGCCAUAUCCAGAGCGACUCCCACAAGGCCCGUCUCCUCCAGCUUCGAGCUGCGGCCCAAGCCAACGGCGCCAGUGAUGCUCAGAAGACGGCCCAGAAGCGGAAACAUGAUGACGACGAUGAGGAUAGUGCGAAUGGAAGCGGCGACGUGGACAUGGAGGACUCUAUGAGGCGGAAACGCAGCAAGCAAGACAUGGCCUUGCACGGGCACGAGGUGGACGGGGACAAAGACCAGACUUUGACCCCACCCCGGUUGACGAGGAGGACUUCUACCACACCGUCCCAGGGCAUUGAGAUGCAGAUCCCUUCACGGCCGGCCACGCCCGCGCAUCGCGACGGACCCUCCGUUUCCACACCUGGAGGCCAGCCCAGCAACUCCCUACCAUCGCAACCCACCACCGCCUCUCUUCCCACACGGCGAGCGAGCACUCUGGCAACCGAUGGCCGACCAGGUCCGACAGCGCAGCAAGUCGACGAGUCGGAGUGGGCCGCCUUUGAGGCCGACAUUGCCGCAACGUCAAUCCCCUACGAUGCGGAUGCCGUCAUCUCAGCUCCCGCCAUGACCGCAGAAGAGACCGCAGCAGCUGCCGAGGCUGAAGAAGAGGAAGCUAGAAAACGGAGGGAGCAGGCUGAUGUGGACCUCGAGGACGAAAAGGAGGAGGCCACCAGGGCGCUGGAGGAGGAGUUUGAGGAGAUGGAAGAGCUGGAGGCCCGCGUGCGGCGGCUCAAGGAAAAGCGGGAAGCCUUGCGGAAACGAGGUGAGAGCUUCGGCCAGGAAGCAGCGCCUGCGAAACCCACAAAUGUGGGUAAAGAGAACUUGGAAACCCCCAUGGAGGAGGAGGAAGACGAGGAUGAGGACGAUGAGGAGGACGAUGACGAUUGGGACGGAUUCAGGUUCCGGACCAACUAG
Ilyonectria robusta is the source of this 1047-nucleotide messenger RNA. RefSeq lists its product as uncharacterized. Gene Ontology annotation, molecular function: nucleic acid binding; zinc ion binding. Gene Ontology annotation, cellular component: nucleus; spliceosomal complex. The transcript has a single exon. Bases 1 to 1047 code for a protein of 348 amino acids. Gene Ontology annotation, biological process: nuclear DNA replication; mitotic DNA replication checkpoint signaling; mitotic DNA damage checkpoint signaling. Lineage: Eukaryota; Fungi; Ascomycota; Sordariomycetes; Hypocreales; Nectriaceae. The record is from RefSeq and is a predicted model, not a curated record.